Dromiciops gliroides (monito del monte) is the source of this 1691-nucleotide messenger RNA. It is a transcript of the gene TEX264, whose product is annotated as testis expressed 264, ER-phagy receptor. The transcript is spliced from 6 exons. The record is from RefSeq and is a predicted model, not a curated record. NCBI's taxonomy places the organism in Eukaryota, Metazoa, Chordata, Mammalia, Microbiotheria, Microbiotheriidae. Gene Ontology annotation, biological process: reticulophagy; protein-DNA covalent cross-linking repair. The coding region runs from base 340 to 1281 and encodes 313 amino acids. Gene Ontology annotation, cellular component: nucleus; replication fork; autophagosome membrane.
CAGCACACGUGAAUCCCGGGGAACCAGGAAGCAGGAGCCGGUUGGAAUGAACACAUCUGUUUGGGAGGAGUAACCCGUGGUGGCGGCCUACCAGGGGGGAGGAAUGGAUGGGCUUUCAGCCUGAGUGUAGCCCCAGCUUUAUCUGAGCUCGCUGCCUGGGUGAUUAACUCUGAGCCUCGGAUGUGCAGACCUGGCGUUUUGUCCAGUCUGGGCAGAAGCAGGGCCACUUCCCUCUUUGUUCUGGAGGUGUGUGUUGGCCCCAGCUGGGUGGCAGAGACCAUGAACUAUUAGUUUUUCCUGAUUUUUCGCAUCCCUCCGGGAGCCGAGGGCCCGGAAGCCAUGUCGGAGUUCCUGCUCCUGGGCCUGAUCGCGGCCCUGGUGCUCACCCUUCUGCUGACCCUGCUGGGUUUCGCCGUGUACUCUGGGCUGCUGGAAGAUGUGGUAGUGAGUGCAGGCUCCCCCCCAAUUCGGAACAUCACCCUGGCCUACAAGUUCCACGUGGGCCCCUACAAGGAGUCGGGCCGCUUAUUCACCGAGAGCUGCAGCAUCUCUCCACGCCUUAGUUCUAUUGGGGUCUACUACGACAACCCCCACACGGUUCCUCCGGAGAAGUGCCGCUACGCUGUGGGCAGCAUCCUGAGUGAGGGUGAAGAGUCACCAUCCCCUGAGCUCAUCCGCCUUUACCAGAAGUUUGGCUUCAAGAUCUUCUCCUUCCCGGCCCCCAGCCAUGUGGUGACCGCCGUCUUCCCCUAUACCACAGCACUGUCUAUCCAUCUGGCUGUCCACAGGGUCCAUCCUGCUCUGGACACCUACAUCAAGGAGCGGAAGCUAUGUGCCCACCCGAGGCUGGAAAUCUACCAGCAGGACCAGAUCCACUUUGUGUGCCCACUGGCUCGCCAGGGUGACUUCUACGUGCCUGAGGUGAAGGAGACGGAACGCAAAAGCCGAGCCGCUGCCGAGGCCGAUGACACCCAAACCGACAUCACAGGAGCUGACACGCUGAGCGACACCAGUUCCGUUAGUCUGGAUGCAGGCCCGGGGAGCCGGGAGAACUCUGCCACCACCUCCAUGUCCCCCGGUGUGGCAGGCCGCAGCUGGGACGAUGCAGAUAACCGGAGUGAGCACAGCUACAGCGAGUCAGGGGCUAGUGGCUCCUCCUUCGAGGAGCUGGAUCUGGAGGGGGAAGGAGCCUCGGGAGACCCUCGCUUUAGCCAUGAGGCUGAGCCCCCCGGGCCCAAGUGGGCCAAGGAGCCCAGCAGCCCUGAGAAGGAUGAAGAGUAGCCGCCCCUUCUGGCCAGGGCCUGCACCUCUCAGCCCCACUCUCCUGGGGCUUAAUCAAAGAGGAACUGAUCCGAUCCAUCCUUCCCCUCUCUGACCUGGCCUGGCUGGGCCUGCCCCUUGCCCUUGUCCUCUAGACGCUUGGCUCUCAGGGCUGGGGCCUGACCCUACAGGUGUGUAGAGUGGCUACCUCCUGGCCAGGUUGGGGGUUUGUCUUACUCCCCUGCACCCCCCCCCCCCCCCCGCCGAGCUCUUUGCUCUCUUCUUCCUCCUCACUCCCUGGCCUGUUCUUCCCAGCCAGCCGGAGGGAGCGCAAUCUCUUCCCUCCCAUUUGCCCCUCCCUCAUCAGUCUCUUUUUCAGACUUACAUGGGGACUUUUAGGAUCCAGAAUAAAGCAGAUGAUUCUCGUUUCA